AUGGGAUUUUCGAACGAUGUGAUCGCGGCGGAGCGGGCGCUGAGAAUGUUGCGCAGCGCCUCGUGGCUGGUGGUGGGCGGCUACGGAGUCGCGUUGUGCUACCGCUUUGGGCUGUUCAGCAAGGUCCUGCCCAAGGCGGCGGUGGACACCGUCGAGGGUGUGGUGGAGAAGAUCAAGGCGCGGACAGAGCCGCUUGGCGAUGUCAGCCGGUACGCUGCCGCACGCAGUCACCUUGUCCGCGUCUACUCGCUGUCGGCGUUGGGGAUGCUGACAGCAGCCGUCGGCGGGGCCGUCUUCUUCGCCUUCCCGAAGGUCCCUAUUGCGGUGCCGGUGGCCCUCACUUUGGUGCCAUCUGUGGUGCUGUUCCUCGUGCCACGGGAAAUGAUGCUUCCGGUGGGACGUCUCGCCUGCCUUUUCACGUCGUGCUUCGCCUUUGGGUACUCCUUUGGGCCAAUUGGGUGGAUCGCAUGGGACUCGCUCGCGAUAUUCCUCACGCUGCUGGCGAGCACCAUGGCUGGCCUGUGCGUUCCACUCUUCCUGACGCGGGGAAUGGUCAGCUACGUGCUGAGCUCCCAGCUGCUGUCAUGCACACUCUCUCUGGCUGCCGUGACGACGACGCCUUUGGUGAUGGCAGCGGCAACAGCAGCAGCCACAGGCUCCGGCUCGACGAACAUCAGUAAAAGCAGCCUUGAUAUUCUGCGUCGCGCUGAUGUGAAUGUUCUGAUCACGAUGCAACUUAUCUCGAACUGGGGUAUCAACCUUUUGCAUACAAUUCCUGUCAUUAUUCACUUCGUGCGCUGGGAAGGGACUAAAGAAGAGCUGAUUCUCUCUGUGGAUCCGGUGAAGGAGAGCAUGUGCAUAUGUGCAGGUGCAGCCUAUGUGAUGUGGCGAAGCUUCCGCUGGGCGUGCCGCCGCCUCAUUCUCACUGUUGCCACUGAUGGCGCAAAGGACGCAUCAGAAAAAGUGCACGAGAAGUGGGGAGACUCCUCGAGCAGCCCCUUACCGAUGCAGAAUGUCAGUGGCGUGGGGGCCUCGCUGCUGCUCGUGUUGUGGUACGUGCGGGCGGUGUCAGCCCUGCAGCGUGGGGAGACCCUAGCAAUCUUAGACAAUCUCCGCUGCGUGUGUGCGCGUGCGUCACCCGUAAGUAUGCUCGUGGGAAGUGUCUAA
Messenger RNA from Trypanosoma grayi, 1167 nucleotides. Its product is annotated as putative retrotransposon hot spot (RHS) protein. NCBI's taxonomy places the organism in Eukaryota, Euglenozoa, Kinetoplastea, Trypanosomatida, Trypanosomatidae. The transcript has a single exon. The record is from RefSeq and is a predicted model, not a curated record. Bases 1 to 1167 code for a protein of 388 amino acids.